Molecule: messenger RNA, 468 nt
Organism: Penicillium canescens
Lineage: Eukaryota; Fungi; Ascomycota; Eurotiomycetes; Eurotiales; Aspergillaceae
Exons: 3
Coding region: 1-468 (155 amino acids)
Source: RefSeq, a predicted model, not a curated record
AUGCUCAAUUCCAUAAGUGGGAGUCUACGGUCGUGUAUUCUCCACGAAGAAGGCGAAAUUUUGAUACGAAAUGUGAUUGCCAAGCUCAAGGGAUACAUGGAUAACGAGUUGACAGACCACGAUCUCUACGGGAAAGGCUGGGUCCACACUGGCGACUACGGAUAUCUCGAUGAAGACUGCAACGUCGUUGUCGUGGUCGGGGUGCGCAACACAGAACUGCAGGUCGAUGAGCCGAUGGCGUCUGUGGUUUUGAAGGAGCCUGUCCACGGCAAGACGGUGCAGAUAAUCAAGGAGAUUGAGCAUGCUAAAUCGAAGCUAACGGGGUUGAGACGAUUGACCGGAGCAAUGUAUUUCGUCCCGAAGUAUCCCACGACGGGAUUCAAGAUCAACCAGAGGGAGCUGAAGAGUAUGGUUCCUAGCCUUAGAGCUUUGGACGCGAUGAGGGCGACAAUCGUGCAAUGUAGCUGA